GCGUUCUGGUUUUGCAUAUCAAGUGGAUUUUAUGUCAAUUGGGACGAAAGUGGAACAUAACUCAUUCAAAGUGUACAAGCAAUAAUUUUGGAAAGAUCUUCUUACAAAUGGGCAUCGCUAUGAUUCAAACGGAAAUGUGGCUGGCAGCGAUUUUCGUCGUCGCAGCAGUUUUGGACAUUCAAGUGGACGGAGCCCCCCUUACAGUGUCCUAUGUCUGCGUUGAAAGCGUCUAUUUAGACGGAGUGACAGGUCUAUACUCUGUGGCUUAUAUCUACACUAAUGGAGGUGAAGGCCCCUUGGCUGUUAGUGUGGUCAGUCAGCAGCCUCCUGGUGGGCAGUUUACCAUACAGGGUUUAACAAUAUAUGGUAAUGGGACUGCUCUCGCAGAAAACUGCGUGUCAAGUUACUACGUGACCUGGAACGUAGCAGAUAACACAACUGUAUAUACUGACACAUUUAAAGUUCCAGUUCAUGGUUUACCAAGCGGUUGCCCUGAGACGACAACGGUGGCUCCAACAGCAACCCCAUGCGAGUGUGGUUCUGAUGAAAAAUCGUCGGACGACCCGAAGAGCAAGAAGAAAGGAAAGGGCAAAAAGUCACGCCCUCGCAAUUGGUAGCAAGGGAGAGUCGGUGGUCGCCCCUGAAAUCGGAGGCUUUUCAGCUCUGACAUUCAUUUCGAUGAAAUGUACAAAGUAUGAAAUACAUGUAAUAAAUUGCAACGUUAAAA
This is a messenger RNA of Dreissena polymorpha, 727 nucleotides long. RefSeq lists its product as uncharacterized. Lineage: Eukaryota; Metazoa; Mollusca; Bivalvia; Myida; Dreissenidae. The coding region runs from base 108 to 617 and encodes 169 amino acids. The record is from RefSeq and is a predicted model, not a curated record. The transcript has 6 exons.